UAUUCUUUGUCUCGAUGAAGCAGAUGCCAUGUGUGGAAGUAAUAACGACAACGAAGAUAACGGAUGCCGCAUGGAAAGUCUUCGAGUCAAUCGAGAAAUGACGUCUUCGUGGAAAUCAGAUUUUGGAUCGGCAAAAAUGCCUCUAAUAUCCU
Molecule: messenger RNA, 152 nt
Organism: Racocetra persica
Lineage: Eukaryota; Fungi; Glomeromycota; Glomeromycetes; Diversisporales; Gigasporaceae
Source: the annotation of a GenBank genome assembly